AUGACUUCUUUCAUGGGCACCGUCCUUGGGGACUAUGAGAUUGGCGGAUUCUUGGGCCGCCGUGGCCAGUUUGCAAGUGUCAACAUGGCCAAGCACGUGAAGACUGGUGACACUCUUGCAGUGAAGAUCAUCAACACGAGCCGAAUGGACCCGGCCAAGAUUCAGCGUGAGAUCGACAACCAGCGUGGACUGCGGCACCCGAACAUCAUCCAACUUAUGGAAGUGAUUGAAAGUGACGGCAAAGUCUUCGUCUUCAUGGAACGAGGUACAGGCGGUGACCUCUUUGAGUUGAUCAUCGCUCGGAACCGGCUCCAGGACAAGGAGGCGCGAUGCUAUUUCCGGCAGAUCGUUGAUGCAGUGGGAUUUUGCCAUCGGAAUUGCGUGGCUCAUCGAGAUCUCAAGCCUGAGAACAUCUUCCUCGAUUCCAAUAUGAAUGUAAAGCUGGGGGACUUCGGACUCUCUUCAAAGUUCGAGUGGGGAAUUCCUCUGACAGAGUCCGUAGGCUCGCCGAACUACGCUGCCCCUGAGCUGCUGCAGCGUGCGUGCAGCUACCAGGGCCCUGAGGUCGACGUUUGGGCUGCUGGCUGCGUGCUUUAUGCCAUGAUUACGGGGACAUUACCUUUUGAUGCAGACCCAACCGCUGCUCUCUUCAAGCUCAUCAAGUCGGGUACAUAUCGCAUGCCUGGCUAUGUCUCAGCAGAGGCCAAGGACGUCAUAUCGAAGAUGCUGGUCAUUGAUCGCGAAGCGCGAGCUUCCAUGGCAGAGAUUCGAAGCCACUGCUGGCUAAAGGAGGAAGUGAAGAUUCUGGUGCCAAGCAAGCAAGAGGUCAAUGAGUCUGCCGACCACACACAUUCGACUCUGCUGGCAAAGAUGCUGCUGGCGGGCCUUGCCCUUCUUGAGUCAGGAAAACGAGAAAUGGAGCAAGGAGUAAGAUACAAUUCCUUUACAGAUCUGACCGUCUCCUCGCUGGAGGAAAUACACGAGAUUCGAUUCACUGAUGCCGUCGUGACCUGGAAAUUUUGUGAGGCCCACUUCAAGGCCACCACGGGUGCGGGAUCCGUGCCCAGGAUUUUCAUCAGCGGCAAAUGUGAGGGUGGAUUCAGCGAGGUUCAACACAAGCUGUGGACCGGUCAGCUUGUGCCGGCCCUGCUGGCUGCGGGGGCACUCUCGGAGUCAUCCCCAGCAGCAAAAGGUGGAAGCAUGUUUUUCGAGGCCGGAAAUCCAAUGUUAUGA
This is a messenger RNA of Symbiodinium sp. CCMP2456, 1233 nucleotides long. NCBI's taxonomy places the organism in Eukaryota, Dinophyceae, Suessiales, Symbiodiniaceae. The record is from the annotation of a GenBank genome assembly.